GAACAGAGUCCGUAGAAGUCACGUUGGACGGACAGUAUAUUGAAACUUGGAUUAUAUAUUAUAUAUAACCGUCUAAGAAUGCUUUCAACAUCUAGAGCAAUUUUAAGAUUUUCCAAUAAAGCUUUUAAGCAAAACAACACACUAAGAGAUACUGUUCUCCGACCUGGAACAGCAAUGUCAUUAGAUUCUGAUCAUUUCAUCGGACCAUUUAAUAUUGAAAAUCGUAGAAAUUUCCGCAAAAGAUUACAAAAAUGGAGAAAUGCAACCCAACCACCCACAAAUCCUAUCUUCUCCAAAGGAAACAGUAUAACAGAUGCAGGUGAUAUCUUUAGAACUUUGCCAGAAUAUAAGCCGAAUACUCCCAAGUUGGGCUUUGAAUUUAUUGAAAACAUGGAAGGAGUUAAUGAUACCGUACGAAAACUAUUUAGCUUGGACUUAGCUGAUAAUCAUGAUCGAUUCUCCAAAUGGAUGCAUGACUUUGUAUCGCAGAUAAGAGAACAUCCCGUAGACGUUCAAUCAUACGAAUAUAUGAUUGCUAAAUUAACUGUUGAAAUAAGAAAUCACGCUAAACAUUGCCUCAAUAUAAAGAAAGAUAAAAGAAGUAAAACUAUCCUUCAUAAUAGAAUAGCGAAAAGGAAAAAGUAUCUUAGAUUAUUAAAAGAAAUGGACGAAGAGAAAUUUAAUUGGAUUUUAAAUGAACUUAAAAUUCAAUAUAUUCCUAUUACUCCUGAAAGUUUUAUAAAAGUAUCUGAACGUGAUCAGCAACGUAGAUUAAUACUUCAAGAAGCUGAUAAUAUUAAAGAGAGCAAAUUAAAAGAAUUAAGGGAAGCUUUAGCGGAAGAACGGGAAAAGUUCGAAAAGGAAAAAGAAAUUGAAUUAAAGGAUAUUGAAAAAAGAUUAAACCAACUUGGUAUUUCUAUGAAAGGUAAAGAUGUUCCAACAAUUCUAGCUAAUUUAGAAGGUAUGGAAAAACCACCAACAGUUAAAAAAGUAUCGAGAAGGUGGAUGGUUCUACAGAAAAAGUUUGAAGUAUAUGGUGUUGCUGAAAAAUAUCCAGCUAAUUCUCCAGGAUAUUAA
Molecule: messenger RNA, 1077 nt
Organism: Dimorphilus gyrociliatus
Lineage: Eukaryota; Metazoa; Annelida; Polychaeta; Dinophilidae
Source: the annotation of a GenBank genome assembly